GUCAGUUUUUAAAGGGGAUGAAAAGGCUCAAGAGGAAGAAACAAAACGCCGGAGUUGGGGUGAAUGGGAAUGGAUCCCUCACAAGAGAACAAGAUUGUGGGAGGAAACAGAAGUUGGCCGAGAUCCAUCAGGCUUUGAUAAGUGAUCCAGUGGACAUUGAGACCCUGAGGAGAGCAGCAGCCACUAAAGGAGGACUGCUCACUGAUGAACUGAGGAGAAAAGUCUGGCCUAAACUUCUGAACAUCAAUGUGUAUGAGCUACCAUAUAAACCUGGUCGAGAUGUGAGAGAGAACCACAAGGAUUACAACCAGGUACUCCUGGAUGUCAGGAGGUCCAUGAAGCGGUUCCCUAAAGGUAUGCCAGCCACAGAGAGAGCCGUGCUGCAGGAGCAGCUGAUUAACAUCAUACUGGAGGUUUUGAAACACAACCCUCAGCUCCAUUACUACCAGGGCUACCAUGAUGUGGCUGUCACUCUGCUGCUGGUAGUCGGGGAGCGAAUGGCCAUCGCCAUGUUGGACACACUAUCCAAUUAUCACCUCAGGGAUUUUAUGGAUCCUACCAUGGACAGCACUAAACACAUUUUAAACUACCUGAUGCCUAUACUGGAACAAGUCGAUACAGAGUUACAUGACUUCAUGAUCAGAGCGGAGGUGGGAACCAUCUUUGCGUUGUCCUGGCUCAUCACAUGGUAUGGCCACGUCCUGUCAGAGUUCAGACACACCCUCAGACUCUACGACUUCUUCCUGGCUUCACAUCCACUGAUGCCCAUCUACCUUGCUGCCACGAUUGUGUUGCACAGAGAGAAGGACGUGAAGCAGACAGAGUGUGACAUGGCCAUGGUCCACCACCUCCUCUCCCGCAUCCCUCAGGACCUCCCAUAUGAACUUCUGAUCGCUCAGUCCCAGGACCUGUUCAACCAGUACCCUCCAUCAUUACUGGCCAAGCGGGCAGCACUGCAGUCUCGCAAGAGUUUGUCCAUCAGCACCUUCCAGGCGUUUCAGCUCUCCACCCUCCACCAGAGGCCAGACUCUGUUCUUCAACGCCUCACCAAGGCCCAGGGCUCCACCACCUCCAGACAAGCCUCUCAACACUCAGGCCUGGAAGCAGCUUUGCCCCGGGACCGAGGCCAGCUGUGGGGGAAGGGGAACAGGAUGGUGAAGAUGGCAGUGUGGGGGCUGUCUGCUACACUCGGGGCGGCUGUGUUCGCUGUGGCUCAGACAGCCAUGGACUGGGGACCUGAGGUGUUACUACAACUGUUCUGAUGUGGCGGUGGGGAUAUAGACUGUUGCACACACACACACACACACUGACACACGGUGACAGCAGACACACAUCUGCUCUUGUGACGGAUGAACAAUAUACAAACAUACAUACACAAACACAGACUUUGAAGACUUGAAGCUCGUCUUGUGCUCGGAGGGCGAGGUAGAGAGAAGCAGGAGGUCAGUUAUCUUGGUGCCAAACAGGUUGUUGCUACUCAACCACAAUGAACAUAUGUUAACCACUAGUCAGCCUCAGGAUACAUGUGCAUGUGUGUGAGAGGGUGUAUGUGUGUUACAUGUUUGUGAGCAUGUAAGCCAGACCUCAUACCACAUGUCAGCAUGGGUGAA
Seriola dumerili (greater amberjack) is the source of this 1610-nucleotide messenger RNA. Its product is annotated as TBC1 domain family member 20-like. Gene Ontology annotation, cellular component: endoplasmic reticulum membrane. Bases 18 to 1262 code for a protein of 414 amino acids. Gene Ontology annotation, molecular function: GTPase activator activity. NCBI's taxonomy places the organism in Eukaryota, Metazoa, Chordata, Actinopteri, Carangiformes, Carangidae. The transcript is spliced from 10 exons. The record is from RefSeq and is a predicted model, not a curated record. Gene Ontology annotation, biological process: endoplasmic reticulum to Golgi vesicle-mediated transport; positive regulation of GTPase activity.